AUGAGUGGAAAUCCAGAUCAUGAAGUAGAGGAUACUAUGAAUAGGAUAAAUAAAAUAUUUUUUGGCUACUCAUGCUUCUCGUUAGGUGCAAGCUAUUUUAUUAACUCAGUCUGAAAGACUUAUCCAAUUCAAAAAGCAUUAAUUCUUAUUCCAUCUUCGCUGGCUUUUUCAGCAUUUCUUACUUGGCUACAUAUUCACAAAUCUUUUACAUCUAAAGAAAAAGCUAUACUAUCAGAGGAGAUUGAGAAGAAAUAUAAUCAGUUUAAUAAAUCUAAUAAAAAAUAA
Blepharisma stoltei is the source of this 285-nucleotide messenger RNA. NCBI's taxonomy places the organism in Eukaryota, Ciliophora, Heterotrichea, Heterotrichida, Blepharismidae. The record is from the annotation of a GenBank genome assembly.